Molecule: messenger RNA, 3960 nt
Organism: Castor canadensis (American beaver)
Lineage: Eukaryota; Metazoa; Chordata; Mammalia; Rodentia; Castoridae
Gene: Tmem8b
Product: transmembrane protein 8B
Cellular component (GO): membrane
Source: RefSeq, a predicted model, not a curated record
CUGGCCCCUAUCCCCGCCUCCGCCCUUUUUCCACCCCCUGUCGCAAAUCCCAGUCCAGCCUCUGUCCCCACCGCAUUCCCACCAUUUGCUUAAGCCCCCGGUCCAACAUCAGCCCUUGCUCCCAUCACACCCCCUGCCCUUGUUGAAACCCCAUUGCUCAGCCCAACCCAGCCCAUUAUCUCAGCCUCUGCCCUUUUCUCUGUGUUUAUCCAACUGUCUCCCACUGGCCACCCGCUUUUCCCAUACUUUGCACCUCUCCAAGCCUCGAUUCAGGUUUGGGCUCCAGCUGCCUCCAGCUCUAUUGCUAUUGUUGCUGUUCUCUGUCCUUGGCCCAGGGGCUGGAGGCCUUUUCCUGACUGAUUACUCCACCUGCUCACCCCGAAAGCUGAGUCCUUUCCGCUCCUUUGCCAGCACCGAGCUCUUCCACUUCCAUGUUCCAGAAGACACAUUCCUGGCUGUUUGGAACCUUAUCAUCUUCAAGGAGCAGGGGGGAACCUUUGGGGACCACUGCCCAGACCAAAGUGUGACUUUGUAUUUCCGGUCUGGGGCACCUCCUGUCAUCAAUCCCCUGCACACACACUUCCCAGGAGAUACUGCUGUACCUGGGGUUUUUUCACUGAAUCUUAGCUGGACACUCCCAAACCGCACCUCAGGCAUCUUCAACGUCAGCAGUCCCUUACCUGGGGACUGGUUCUUGGCUGCCCACCUUCCCCAAGCCCACGGCCACAUCUCUGUCAAGGGUCUCCAGGAUGAGUGCCAAUACCUCCUUCAGCCACAGCUAAUUGUCCGACGUUUACUGGAUGUGGCUGUGCUGGUUCCUGGCCGUCCCUCAGAACAAACCCUUUCUUCCCACAAUCGUUCAACCUUGUACAAGGUCUUUGUACCCAGCUUCACUUACAGGGUUUCAGCGCAGCUGGUAUGUGUGGGGGGCCGAGGGGUGUCUGCCUGCCCCCUGACACUGCGUCUACGUCCCAAGGCCCCACCCCUGCACAACUCAAGCUCUGUGGCUUGUGAAGGUGCCUCAGUAUGCCAGUUGGAGCUGGCGCUGCCCCCCUGGGGGCACUGGGUCUACAUGCGUGUGGAGACACCAUCCCGUGGCCCUAGCAGGACCAUCCGCUUCCAGCUGGUUGUAUGGUUGCAAGAGUGCCCACAGCCCAGCCUGUCCCGUGCCCUGGUCCCUGGAGCUGCUAUGAACAUGCCCCAGUCACUGGGCAACCAGCCACUGCCCCCAGAGUCACCAUCCCUGGGGACCCCUGUGGAGGGGCCUGGGACCACAUCCCCACCUGAGCACUGCUGGCCAGUGCGUCCGACUCUGCGCAAUGAGCUGGACACCUUCUCCGUCCACUUCUACAUCUUCUUUGGCCCCAGCGUGGCCCUUCCACCUGAGCGCCCAGCCGUGUUUGCCCUGAGGCUGUUGCCAGUGCUAGACAGCGGAGGUGUCCUCAGCCUGGAACUCCAGCUCAAUGUGAGCUCCCUGCGCCAAGAAAAUGUGACAGUGUUUGGAUGCCUGACUCAUGAGGUGCCCUUGAGCCUGGGGGAUGCCGCGGUGACCUGUUCCAAAGAGUCCCUGGCUGGCUUCCUCCUAUCAGUCAGUGCCACCUCCAGAGUGGCCAGGCUGCGAAUCCCGUUCCCGCAGACCGGGACCUGGUUCCUGACCCUCCGCUCCCUGUGUGGAGUGGGGCCUCGGUUCAUGCGGUGCCGCAACGCAACGGCCGAAGUGCGGCUGCGCACCUUCCUGUCCCCGUGCGUGGACGACUGCGGACCCUAUGGACAGUGCAAGCUGCUGCGUACGCACAACUAUCUGUAUGCGGCCUGCGAGUGCAAAGCUGGAUGGCGGGGCUGGGGCUGCACCGAUAGUGCCGAUGCGCUCACGUAUGGAUUCCAGCUGCUGUCCACACUCUUGCUCUGCCUGAGCAACCUCAUGUUUUUGCCACCUGUGGUCCUGGCCAUCCGGAGCCGAUAUGUGCUGGAAGCUGCUGUGUACACCUUCACCAUGUUCUUCUCCACAUUCUAUCAUGCUUGUGACCAGCCAGGCAUCGUGGUUUUCUGCAUCAUGGACUAUGAUGUACUGCAGUUCUGUGAUUUCCUGGGCUCCUUAAUGUCUGUGUGGGUCACUGUCAUUGCGAUGGCUCGUUUACAGCCCGUGGUCAAGCAGGUGCUGUAUUUGCUGGGGGCUAUGCUGCUGUCCAUGGCUCUUCAGCUUGACCGGCAUGGACUCUGGAACCUGCUUGGACCCAGUCUCUUUGCCCUGGGGAUCUUGGCCACAGCCUGGACAGUACGCAGCGUCCGCCGCCGGCACUGCUACCCACCAACGUGGCGCCGCUGGCUCUUCUACCUGUGCCCGGGCAGCCUUAUUGCAGGUAGUGCCGUCCUACUCUAUGCUUUCGUGGAGACACGGGACAACUACUUCUACAUUCAUAGCAUUUGGCAUAUGCUCAUCGCCGGCAGUGUGGGCUUCUUGCUGCCUCCUCGUGCCAAGACUGACCGCCGGGUCCCAUCUGGAGCUCAGGCCAGGGGCUGUGGUUACCAGCUGUGCAUCAAUGAACAGGAGGAACUGGGCCUUGUGGGUCCAGGAGGGGCCACUGUUAGCAGCAUCUGUGCCAGCUGAGAGGGGCUUUGGGGUAGGUCCCUAGGUGAUAUGAACCCUUCCUAGGGUUCGUUCUUCCUGGGGGUUAUGGAGCCCUUCUGGAGACAAGAGACAAACUGUACUUCUGAAGACAUGGAGUCUUUCUCAAGGAUAUCAAUCUCUUUCAGGGACAUGAAGGCCUUCCCAGGACAUAGGGAACUUCUUGAGGGCCUGGAGUCCUUCUUAAGGACUGGAGCUAUGCAGGGCACAGAGCCCCCUUAGGAUCAAGUUGUCCCUCCUGGGGUUGUGGAACCCUUCCUGGAGAUCAGGAGCCCUCCUACAGACCUGAAUUACUUCCCAGGAAGACAGCCCUACCAGGAAUGUGUCAUCAUUCCAGAGGAAAUGGAGUCGAACUUAGAGGAAAUGGAGUUGAACUUCGAGAAAUUGAGUCUGCAGAUUUUUCCAGAGGCUCAGCAGCUCUGGCCUCAGGCUUCCUUCCCAGAGGCAAUGUCUAGGCUGGGCUGUGCUGGACGUGGGGGAUUGCAGGAAAGAUGGAGCUGGGAUGGGGCUGGAGGUUGGUAUCCUGAGAACCAUACAGGUGGAGUUUGAUGUGUCUCUAAAGAAGUAUGUGCUGGUCUGUGCUGCCUUUGUUCUGGGGGGUCACAGUGUGGGGAAAGGAAGGAAAUAGCAGGGGUGAUAGCUGACCAGCUUGAAGAUGAGGCUUCUACCCCAUUAUGUACACAUCUGUAUCCCUCUCAUCUGGUCCUUGUGCUCAUUUUCAAACACUUCUUGUUGCCUAUUUCACAAUUCCUAUGGAUUCCAGUCUGCAAUAGUUAAGAGGUGUGUGUGCAUGUGUACAUGUGUGUACCCAGUGUGAGUGUGCAUGUGUGCUUAUGUAUACUUGGUGUGAGUAUAUGAUGUGUACUCAGUAUGAGUGUGCGUGUGCAUGUGUGUGUAUGUACUGAGAUGAAUUGAAUUAGUGAGACAGAGCUCCCCCAUGAUGCCUGUACUCACAGAGAAGGAAGUCAAGGUACCAGGAAAUCGGAGUAACAGACACAAGUUUUAGAUGUGUAAGAACUACCACAAGAAUGUUAACUUCUAUUUUCAGCCUCCACUUUUUCCCUGAGUGCCAGAAAUAAUCUUUUGUCAACCGGGAUUUCUUCUCUUUCAGUAGUGGUGAGGGGUUGUGGGGUGGCAGGUCACAGCUGAGUUCUGAGGGCCAAGAAAUUCGGAGAACAUUCUCUCUGGUUACAGUGUCCAUACUUCACCCAUCCCCUGAGAUUUACAUCAUCUCAUGUGGUUUCCAGAUGGCCAGAUGGGUUAGCUGGAUGCUGGGAGGUUUCUUGUUCCUAUCUUCAUAACCUUUUCAGUACUGAAGUUCUGUGCCCUACUUC